Nanorana parkeri is the source of this 2019-nucleotide messenger RNA. RefSeq names its product coiled-coil domain containing 149 (gene CCDC149). Lineage: Eukaryota; Metazoa; Chordata; Amphibia; Anura; Dicroglossidae. The record is from RefSeq and is a predicted model, not a curated record. The transcript is spliced from 13 exons. The coding region runs from base 35 to 1801 and encodes 588 amino acids.
AUGGUGAUCCGGCUCAUGAAGCAGCAGUUUAUGGAUGACUGGGGCGUCAUAUAUUGGCCACUGUGCAACGCAGAAUCCAGCAAAAAGACUGCCAGCCAUGAAUGAUGAUCGCAGAGAAAGUGACUGGCAAGGGCUGGUCAGUGAGUUCCUCGUGUGUAAAAGGAAGCUUGAGAGCAAGAAAGAAGCUUUACUCAUCCUUUCCAAAGAGCUGGACACAUGUCAGCAGGAGAGGGACCAGUACAAGCUGAUGGCGAACCAGCUACGGGAGAGGCACCAGUCUUUGAAGAAGAAGUAUCGAGAGCUCAUUGAUGGAGAUCCUUCACUUCCACCAGAGAAAAGAAAACAGGUGAAUCUGGCGGAACUGCUGGGUGAGGCACGGGAAAGAAGCAAAAAGCUGGAGCACGAGAUAAAGGAGCUGCAGCAGAGACUGGGAGAAGUACAAGGAGACAAUAAGUUGCUGAGAAUGACCAUAGCCAAACAGAGAGUGGGGGACGAUGAAGUCGGCAUUCGUCAUUUUGCACCCCAUGAACGAGAAGAUCUUGUUCUGCAACUGGAGAAGACAAGAGAGCAGUUUGAAGGUCUUGAACACGACCUGCGAGCCGCACUGGACGAGCUCCAAGAUGUGAAGCAGGAGCGCUCGUGCUUCCAAGAUAAAGCGGACAGGUUGAACCAAGAACUUAACCAUGUUCUAGGUGGUCACGAGAAAAGAAUCAUAGAUGUGGAUGCACUGUGCAUGGAGAACAGGUAUUUACAGGAGAGACUGAAACAACUGCAGGCGGAAGUUAACCUGCAGAAAAGCAACAUUGUCAAAUACAAGAAUGCUCUGGAGAGAAGGAAGAAUUCCAAGUCAAAUAGCAAGUCAAACAGCAGUGCUCUGACAGGGGUGCUUUCUGCCAAACAAGUUCAGCAAUUAUUAUCGGAGGACCACGGCUGCAGCCUUCCUGCCACUCCGCAGUCCAUCUCUGAUCUGAAGUCUCUGGCUACAGCUCUGCUAGAAACUAUUCAUGAGAAAAAUAUGGUCAUUCAGCACCAAAGGCAAACCAACAAAAUUCUAGGUACUAGAGUGGCGGAGUUGGAGAAGAAACUGCGCACGUUAGAAGUUUCUGGGCUGUGGAGUCUUCCAGGCCUCAGCUACAAUGUCUCUGUGGGAGUUGGGCGGGGACGGGACACCAUCUCACUACAAGAUCCACCAAUAACGAACCCACAGCGUCCAAAGUCACCAAUGAUCACGUUUACGGACGUGCCUUGCCAUAAACCUCUAACUUAUGAAGCACACAGGCAACAAAGUAUUCACAAACGCUGUAGUGAUUUGAGCACACAAGCCAACAAUGAGACCACACAACCACUGGAAAAUUCCCAAGAUCCGCUUGGUAAUUCUUAUGAAAACAUGUAUCUUCAUCCUUUAAUCCCUCUAUUGUGCUCCGAGAAGGAAGAACUGGAGAAGAGAGGGAAGGAGAUAAUUGAACUAACUGAAGAACUGGCAGCAGUUGAGCUGGAAGAUAACCACCUUAUAAGUUCAGUUGGAGGACACAGUGUUGCAGAUGUGGCACCCCCUCUUGAAAGCUUUGAGCCUCCAUUGUCCAGCCCAGUACCCACUGACCAAUUGGAAGCAGAUGUUUUAUCUGCUGAAAGCUUAGAUGAAUCACAAGACUCUGUUGAUGGAAGCUUAGACAGUGCCGGUCUCCAAAACUGUGUGGACACAAAAGAGCGACUGUUGGAGUCCUCUGUGACAGAGGAGUCAUUAAAACCUGUUGGUAGUGAUGAAAGUGUUGGAAAAGGAGUAGACGAGAAUGGAUCAUGACCAAAUGCCCUCCGUUUCCAAAGAUGUGUCUUGCUUUGUUUAAACAAUGUUGGUUUUAUUUAUUUGAAAAUUCUUUCUAAAGUUGAACUCAUUUUUAUAGUCCAUCGUUAAGACUACUAAACCUAAAACACAAGUUACCCCCGUUACCAGACAUGCAUGUAAACAUUUGGGGAGAUUACCAGUUAAGAAGAUACUGGCUCUAUAUUGCUAUAAACACA